Molecule: messenger RNA, 1431 nt
Organism: Aedes albopictus (Asian tiger mosquito)
Lineage: Eukaryota; Metazoa; Arthropoda; Insecta; Diptera; Culicidae
Exons: 1
Coding region: 1-1431 (476 amino acids)
Biological process (GO): DNA integration
Molecular function (GO): nucleic acid binding
Source: RefSeq, a predicted model, not a curated record
AUGGAAUACGACAAUACCUUAAAAUCAUUGGUACGAGUUGUACAAGCUACAAGUUUCCAGCAGGAGCUGCACCUUUUGUCAGAAAAUAAGAAUACUCCGCAGGUACUUCGAACUGCUAAGUUUAAGUCGCCUUUGAAAGAUCUAGAUGUAUGGGUCGACGACUUCGAUCUACUCCGACUGAAUGGACGUCUAGCGCAUUCCCGUGGCUCGUUCGAUAGUCGCUUUCCAAUGAUACUACCAGCCGAUCAUCACCUUUCGAAGUUAAUUGCGAAUUCCGUUCAUCAUCAAACCCUUCAUUCGGGCCCAACUCAGCUGUUAGCAACUAUCCGGCAACGUUUCUGGCCUCUUCGUGGCAGGGACCUAGCUCGUAGGACAGUUCACCACUGUAUGACAUGUUUUCGCUUUCGUCCUCCGGCUAGCAACCAGUUUAUGGCUCCACUUCCAACAAACCGUGUCACAGUAGCAAAAGUGUUUGAAACCACCGGGCUAGAUUAUUGCGGGCCGUUUUUUGUUCGACCAUUGGCAGGUCGAGGUGCAUCAGUAAAGGUGUGGGUCGCAGUGUACGUUUGUUUCGUUGUGAAAGCCGUAGUCCUCGACAUUGUCGCCGGUUUGUCGACGGAGUCGUGCGUCAAUUCGUUAAGGCGCUUCGUGAGUCGUGUCGGUCGCGUUCGUACUAUACACUGUGACAACAGCACUACGUUCGUCGGCGCGUUUCGUGAAAUUAAGGAGAUGCGACAAGUUUUGGUGGAUCAGCUGAGCAACACUGCGUGGACAACUGAAUGUUUGGAAAGAGGCAUCGAGUUCCAAUUUAUUCCGCCACGGGCACCACAUUUUGGCGGCCUAUGGGAGGCCGCAGUAGAGGCCUUCAAACGGUUAUUUCUGAAAACCAUCGGGGCUGCUCCGCAUCACUACGACGACAAGCGCACAGCCGUUGCGCAAGCAGAGUGCAUCAUGAACUCUAGGCCAUUGACACCUCUAUCCAACGAUCCGCAGGACAUCUCCGUACUGACCCCUGGUCACUUUCUUCUAGGAGAGUCUAUCUAUUGCUUACCUGAGCCAGAUCUUUCCGAGGUUCCGACUAACCGUCUCAACCAUUUCCAGGCUACUCAACGCUCUGUCACCGACCUUUGGAAGCGUUGGUCCAAGGAAUACAUUGGGCUACUGCAUCAACGGCCUGCAAAAUGGCGGAAGACACCCACCGAAUUCCGCGUUGGUACCAUGGUACUAGUGAAGAAAGAUGACGUACCAUCGAAGCAAUGGCCUCUUGGUAGAGUCGUGGCUGUAUAUCCCGGAAGCGACAACAUCGUUCGCGUAGUAGAUGUACGCACGCAGCUUGGCGUCCGACGCCGGUCAACCUCUGAAUUAUGCGUCCUUCCUAUCGAUGUCAACCAAGAAUCAUCUAACCAGUGUUCAAAUACUUCAUCAUCUUGA